Molecule: messenger RNA, 423 nt
Organism: Octopus bimaculoides (California two-spot octopus)
Lineage: Eukaryota; Metazoa; Mollusca; Cephalopoda; Octopoda; Octopodidae
Source: RefSeq, a predicted model, not a curated record
AUGGGAAUUCUUUCAAGGAGUAAUGGAUAUGUUGAUGAAUCUGUUCAAAAGGCUGGAAUCCCUGGAUGCAUUGAACACUGUUUUUUGAUUUGGAAAACGAUCCAGGAUGCCAAACAGAACAAGAGAAGUCUGAACAUGGUAUGGCUUGACCUAGCUAAUGCAUAUGGCUCAGUGCCACACGAAUUACUGAUGAGAGCCAUGGACCACUUCCACAUUCCAGACAAAGUAACCAAAAUAAUGAGGCUGUAUUAUGAUAGUUUUGAGAUGAGGUUUACAGCUGGAGAUUUUACAACAGAUUGGCACCAAUUGGAGAUUGGCAUUGCUGCUGGCUGUACAAUAUGUCACAUGGUUUAUCUUAAUCAUGGAGAUGAUUUUGAAAGUCAUGGAUUUUUCGGAAUAAAUCACUCAUGUACAAUCGCCUAA